AUGGUUAUUUUUAUGCCAUAUUAUCGACAACAUAAUCGACAUUGUCAUUCUCGUACUCGUUCAUCAAAUAGACAAAAUAAUAUGAUAACAACAACAAAUGAUAUUUCAACAAGUGAUUGUAAAUUUGCAUCAACAUUGUUAUGUCAUUUUACAUUUUCUCUUUUCCUAUUUCUAAUUGCACUUUUUCUAUUUCAAUUAUCAAUUAAUGAUACACAAAAUCAAAUAGAAGGAUCAUAUAUUGUAGCUUCAAUUUUAUUAAUCAUUUCUAUUAUUUCAUUUAUACGAAUAUGUCAUAAAUUAAAACGAUAUCAUGUUAUUAUGAAUACUAGACAUCGACUUAUACAAAGAUUACGUGAACGACAACAAGCAUAUGAUUUAGCAUUAUCAUUAAAUAAUAAUGAUAAUCUAGAUCUUAUUAGAAAUGUCAAUACCGAUUUACCUUCAUAUAAAGAAUUAUUUCCUUCUCCUCGAGAUAUAAAUAACAGUAGUAAUGAUGUAUUAUCAUUACCACCACCAUCUUAUGAUGAUUAUAUUAAAACACUUGCUAUUCGUCAUUCUAUUACAAGUCUUCCGAUAUCAUCUUUACAUUCUCAUACAUUAUCAAUAAUAAAUACAUCUUCUCAAUCACAAACAAAUUCAACACAAUGUCUUUGGAUCAAAGAUCAAACACGUAGACCUCUUUGUAUUCGUGGUACU
Molecule: messenger RNA, 696 nt
Organism: Rotaria sordida
Lineage: Eukaryota; Metazoa; Rotifera; Eurotatoria; Philodinida; Philodinidae
Source: the annotation of a GenBank genome assembly